AUGUCCCAAACAGAAUUGGUUCGCUCAAUUUACAAUGAAAGGAGUGCCAAGUAUGAUGCCUCCUUCCACGUCCUCCUCGCAGAAGAAUACAUCCGCAUUGCACAGCCAAAACAGAAUGAAAAAGUUCUCGAUCUAGCCUGUGGAACGGGUCUAGUCACAUUCCUGGCUGCAGAAAAGGUCGGUCCGAAUGGACUGGUUGUUGGAGUCGAUAUCAGUGAUGGAAUGUUGGACGUGGCUCGUUCCAAGGAUCAGAAUGGAAAGAUAUCGUUUAUCCGGCAUGAUAUUUCGGAUCUAACGAAAUUGGAUCUGCCGUCUGAAGGAUUCGAUUUGAUAACCUGCGCUGCUGCGCUGGUGCUACUUCCUGAUCCCCUCAAAGCCAUCAGGCACUGGGCGACAUUCCUCACACCCGGCGGUCGACUUGUGACCGAUGUCGCUGCCAAGGAUGUCCACGUUCCCAGUCGCAUUCUGAGUGGCAUCGGAGAUCAGAUCGGGCAGUCGCUUCAGUGGGAUCAGAGCUGGGUCCAGGGCGAGAAUUCCUUAUAUGAACUAUUGGAAAGGGCAGGUCUUCGUGUAAAGACAGUCUUUACCAGCAAGACAUUCCAAGUUCGGGAAUAUCAUGUCGAUACAGCAGACGAGGCUUUUGAGCAGGUAGUCUCCAGUCCGAUGUUUCGCAACUUCGGAGAUCCUUCUAUCAAAGAUGAGGCGAAGAGGUUGUUUAUUGAGAGGUUUAGAGAAGAAGCUGGACCGGUUGGUGUUUUGCUUGAUGAGGCUAAGAUGUAUUUCGGUGUUGCAUACAAGCAUGACUGA
Messenger RNA from Aspergillus wentii DTO 134E9, 807 nucleotides. Its product is annotated as class I SAM-dependent methyltransferase. NCBI's taxonomy places the organism in Eukaryota, Fungi, Ascomycota, Eurotiomycetes, Eurotiales, Aspergillaceae. Gene Ontology annotation, molecular function: methyltransferase activity. The transcript has a single exon. The record is from RefSeq and is a predicted model, not a curated record. The coding region runs from base 1 to 807 and encodes 268 amino acids.